UGUACCAACUUUGACCAAGGUGAAAUCUACACCCUUUUACUUCAAUAGAAGGCCAAACAUGUCUUGCAGCAUUGUGAAUAGCCUUUUCAAAAUCGGCAUACAACCGAAUAGGAUUAAAUUUUCCACCAUUGGGUAUGGUUUCAACGCAAGUAACAUGUCCAUCCUGUCACGCAGUUGUGAUGACAACCAUCACAAAAGAAUCGUCUCAAUCAUCAUAUUGGUGUUGUUUAUUAUUAUGCGUGCUUGCGUUACCAUGUUUUGCUCUCGUACCAUUUUGCUUGAAUAAAUUCAAGGACUUCAGGCACUCGUGUCCUCUAUGUUCAGCACAUAUUGGCGUUUAUAAACAAUGA
This is a messenger RNA of Sipha flava (yellow sugarcane aphid), 350 nucleotides long. RefSeq names its product lipopolysaccharide-induced tumor necrosis factor-alpha factor homolog. Gene Ontology annotation, molecular function: zinc ion binding. The record is from RefSeq and is a predicted model, not a curated record. The transcript is spliced from 3 exons. The coding region runs from base 59 to 286 and encodes 75 amino acids. Lineage: Eukaryota; Metazoa; Arthropoda; Insecta; Hemiptera; Aphididae.